AUGCUGCAUCUGCUUUUAUAAGACCACAGAAGAGAUUUUAUUCCUCAUUCAGGACACAGAAUGAAUCCACGCGUCAUUUUGGCUUCUCUUAAUUUGUUUGUCACCACUGGUUUUAUUCCAGUCUGUUUGUGUGCCCAGGGGAGAUAUGCAUUCAAGCUGCUGAAUGAUUUAUUUGUAAAUUACACCAAUGCAUUGAGGCCUGUGGAGGACACGGACAACAUCAUUAACGUCACCUUGCAGAUCACUCUCUCCCAGAUCAUUGACAUGGAUGAAAGAAAUCAGAUCCUCACAACAUACUUGUGGAUUCGUCAGGUGUGGUUUGAUGCCUACCUCACCUGGAAUAAGACAGACUACGAUGGGCUUGAUACCAUCCGUAUACCUAGUAGUUAUGUAUGGAGACCCAAUAUUGUCCUAUAUAACAAUGCAGAUGACCAGUUCUCCAGCUCUAUGGAGACCAAUGUAGUGAUCCACCAUGAUGGCCAGAUUAUGUGGGACCAGCCGGCAAUAACCAAGAGCUCCUGCAAAGUGGAUGUGUCUUAUUUCGCUUUUGAUGUCCAGCAGUGCCGCCUCACCUUUGGCUCUUGGACCCACAAUGGCAACCAGAUGGAUCUCCAUAAUGCCCUGGACAGUGCUGAUCUGGCUGACUUUGUGGAGAACGUAGAGUGGGAGGUUCAGGGAAUGCCUGCUAAGAAGAACAUUAUUCUCUAUGGCUGCUGCUCGGACCCCUAUCCAGAUAUCACCUACACACUUCACUUGAAGAGAAGAGCUUCCUUUUAUAUCUUCAAUCUGCUUAUUCCCUGCAUGAUGAUCUCCUUCUUAGCUCCACUGGGCUUCUACCUUCCAGCCGACUCUGGAGAGAAAGUAUCUUUAGGGGUCACAGUUUUACUAGCCCUUACCGUCUUCCAGCUUCUGGUCGCUGAGACCAUGCCUCCUUCAGAGAAUGUGCCACUUAUUGGGAAAUAUUACAUUGCCACAAUGACAAUGAUUACAGCUUCUACAGCCUUGACCAUCUUCAUAAUAAACAUUCACCACUGUGGACCAGAGGCUCAACCUGUUCCUGCAUGGGUGCGUCGGUUUAUCCUGCACUACUUGGCUCGAAUUUGCUUUGUCUAUGAUAUGGGAGAGAGCUGCCUGUCUGUGCACACAGACAAACCUGUGCAGAAGGGAAGCAGCUUCACUUUAAAUGGCCAGACUAGGGGCGAGGACUUUGCUAUGAGGGUACGAGGCGUUUCAGCCGGUGAAGGGUGUUCACAGAAGAUAAAGGAUCAAUUAAAUGAAAAUAUCAGUCCAACCAUAUCACCACGGCAAGGAAAAGAAUGCCAUACUGGCUGGAUAGUUGGUACCUGUGUGGGUACUGACCAUGGAGAGGUUGCUGGAGCUACAGCAGAGAGAGUGAGUGAGAGCGAAGCACUUGGGAAAGAAUCAGUCAAAAAGAGGGAGAUACUUGAUGAAAGUCAGUGUUUAUUCCAUCAGCAAAACAUCCUGAAGAAUAUCGAGUACAUCACUAACUUUUUUCACGAACAGAGAGCUACACAGAGACGAAAUGGGGAGUGGCGGAAAGUCGCCAAAGUCAUGGAUCGCUUUUUUAUGUGGAUAUUCUUCAUCAUGGUCUUCCUCAUGAGUUUACUUAUUAUUGGGAAAGCUGUCUGA
This is a messenger RNA of Labeo rohita (rohu), 1650 nucleotides long. RefSeq names its product neuronal acetylcholine receptor subunit alpha-10. NCBI's taxonomy places the organism in Eukaryota, Metazoa, Chordata, Actinopteri, Cypriniformes, Cyprinidae. Gene Ontology annotation, biological process: signal transduction; regulation of membrane potential; monoatomic ion transmembrane transport. Gene Ontology annotation, cellular component: neuron projection; synapse; postsynaptic membrane. The transcript has 5 exons. The record is from RefSeq and is a predicted model, not a curated record. Gene Ontology annotation, molecular function: acetylcholine-gated monoatomic cation-selective channel activity; transmembrane signaling receptor activity.